CGAUGUCGGCCCAGAGCGGUGCGGCCCCGGCCCCGGCCCGGCCGUGGUGGGGAUGGGGACGCGGAGGGGGACGGCGAUGGCGGCGGACGGCGGGGCGGUGCGGCGGCGCGGCGGUCCGUGGCGCUCGGCGGCGGCUACAGAGCUGCCCGCCUGGCGGCUGCGCUGCGAGGGCGGCCGGCAGCGCUGGCGCUACCUGGGCGACGGCGAUGGCGAUGGCGACGACGGCGAGGCGGGCGGCGAGCGGCGGGCGCAGACGGCGCUGGAGGAGCACAGCCUCGGCCUGGACACGGGCGAGGCGCUGCGGCCCUCGCCGGCGGCGGGCACAUCCCGGGAGGCUGCCCAGAAGGGCAUGCGGUUCUACGCCGCCCUGCAAGCCGAGGACGGGCACUGGGCGGGCGACUACGGCGGGCCCCUCUUCCUCCUGCCAGGUCUCCUCAUCACGUGCCACACCACCAAGAUCCAGCUGCCAGAGGGGUUUCGGAAAGAGAUGGUGCGCUAUCUGCGUUCUGUGCAGCUCCCGGAUGGAGGAUGGGGCUUGCAUGUGGAAGACAAAUCGACAGUGUUUGGCACAGCACUCAACUACGUAGCUCUGAGGAUCCUGGGGCUCGGACCAGAUGACCCUGACGUUGUGCGGGCCCGUGUCAACCUGCACAGCAAAGGAGGUGCUGUGGGAAUCCCUUCGUGGGGGAAGUUUUGGCUGUCUGUCUUGAACGUUUACAGCUGGGAGGGAAUGAACACGCUUCUCCCAGAGAUGUGGCUGCUUCCUACGUGGUUCCCAGCCCACCCGUCCCGGCUCUGGUGUCACUGCCGCCAGGUUUACCUCCCCAUGAGCUACUGUUACGCCAGGCGUCUGUCAGCAGAAGAGGACGAGCUCAUACGGAGCUUGCGGCAGGAGCUGUACGUGCAAGACUACGCCAGCAUAGACUGGCCAGCUCAGAGGAACAAUGUGGCUGCCUGUGAUGUGUACACCCCGCACAGCUGGCUGCUGGGGGUUGCCUAUGCCAUCAUGAAUGUGUAUGAAGCCCACCACAGCACUCACCUGCGACAGCGAGCCAUCACAGAGCUGUACGACCACAUCAAAGCUGAUGACAGAUUCACCAAGUGCAUCAGCAUUGGGCCGAUUUCCAAGACGAUCAACAUGCUGGUCCGCUGGUUCGUGGAUGGGAAGAACUCUCCAGCUUUUCAGGAUCAUGUUUCCAGGAUCCCCGACUAUCUCUGGCUGGGCCUUGACGGCAUGAAGAUGCAGGGCACAAAUGGAUCCCAGCUCUGGGACACUGCCUUUGCCAUCCAAGCCUUCCUGGAGGCAGAAGCCCAGAAGAUGCCUGAAUUUACGUCCUGCCUCCAAAAUGCCUAUGAGUUCCUCCGGUUCACCCAGAUCCCAGAGAACCCACCUGACUACCAGAAAUAUUAUCGCCAUAUGAAUAAGGGUGGCUUCCCCUUCAGCACCCGAGACUGUGGUUGGAUCGUGGCAGACUGCACAGCAGAGGGGCUGAAGUCAGUUAUGCUGCUGCAGGAGAAGUGCCCCUUCAUAGCCAAGCUUGUCCCCCCUGAGCGCCUCUUUGAUGCCGUGAAUGUGUUGCUGAGCAUGAGGAACUCGGAUGGAGGCUUUGCCACAUACGAAACCAAACGAGGAGGCCACUUGCUGGAGCUGCUGAACCCCUCAGAGGUGUUUGGUGACAUCAUGAUCGACUACACCUAUGUGGAGUGCACAUCGGCUGUCAUGCAGGCACUGAGACACUUCCAUGACAAGUUCCCUGAGCACAGAGCCCCAGAGAUCAGGGAGACUCUGCAGAAGGGCCUGGACUUCUGUCGUAAGAAGCAGCGAGCUGAUGGGUCAUGGGAAGGGAGCUGGGGGGUUUGUUUCACUUACGGCACCUGGUUUGGUCUGGAGGCAUUCGCCAGUAUGCAGCACACGUACCGCAAUGGGGCUGCACGCCAAGAGGUGGCCCAGGCCUGCCAGUUCCUCCUCUCCAAGCAGAUGGCAGAUGGCGGGUGGGGAGAGGACUUUGAAUCGUGCGAGCAGCGCACGUAUGUGCAGAGCGCCACAUCGCAGAUCCACAACACGUGUUGGGCCCUGUUGGGGCUCAUGGCUGUCAGGUACCCUGACAUCGACGUGCUGGAAAGGGGCAUCAAAGUGUUGAUUGAUAAGCAGCUGCCCAACGGGGACUGGCCUCAGUUCCUUGAUCUCCAAUGCUCCAAGCAACGUGGUGUUCCUAGGAGAGCUGCAAAGAAGAAGCUGUUUUAUCACUAAAAUCCCAUUUUCAUUAUAAACAUUUUGGUUGGUAAGGAGCCAAAGAUUUGUGACGUUAGAUACCAUUUAGUUGCAUUUAUGCCCUGUACGGAUGCUUUUGUUUCCAUCUUUGCACAAGAUCAGGAGCAGGGAGUGACGGUUACUAAGCUUUCUUCUGGCUGAAACUGAGCUGAUUCAAGUGUCAUCCAGUCAUGUGUUUUGAGAGGACGUGGCUGUUUGGAUUUCCACCUAGGUUGUGGCUUGAGAACACAUUUCCCUUUAACCAAAACCAAGGUUGCCUUGCAAAUUUUAUAACCAUAAACUGCUGAAUGUAAUUUAUUUUCUGUCCUCCCUUGGGAUUCCAGGAAUUCUUCAGUUUCAGAGCAGAAAAAUGUUCCCUCUGCUUUGCAGUGGGAGGAUCAUGGUGAGGAGCAUUAUAUGACAUAAAGCAGAGGUACUAGACAGCAAAUAGGUCCUCUCUAAAGGUAAAACAAACCUCUUAGCUUGGGGUUUCAGGCUGAACUUUGUAUUUGUCUUGUUUCUGAGUGAGAGGCAGAAAGGGGGCUCAUAGAAUCAGAGAGUAUCUCAAGUUGGAAGGGACCCAUAGGGAUCAUCGAGUCCAACUCCCUGCUCCUCAGAGGACUACCUAAAACUAAACUGUAUGAGUAAGCACGUUGUCCAGACACCCCUUGAUCUCAGACAGCUCUUUCAGCACCCUGGGAUGAAUCCCAUUGGGUCCCAGAGCCUUAUGUGCAUCCAGCUGGAGCAGCAGACGCGUUCAGAGUCAGCUGGGUUUAUCAUCCCCCCCAGUCAUGACUCUGGGGGUCCCAGGGCCCAACAGGGGUGUGAAAGACAGAGGCGAAGAAAGCAUUAAAUGUCUCCGCUUUGUCUAUGUCCCUGUUUGUGAGGUGACUGGCCUCAUCAAGGAAGGGACCAAUGUUACAAUGCUGGGGAUAAGGGCAGUCAUUUGGGAUCCAUCCAUCAUGUCAAACCCUACUCCCCAGCAGCUCUAUCUGGCCAGGCUGAUCUGCUUUCCUUGGAUCUCAAAAGACAUAGAAGUGCCUAAUUCUUAUGGGGUUCACAAAUCAUCUGGAUCCUGAAACACCUAGGCUUUGGACCCAGAUUCUGCUCUACACUUGUAGGAUUUAACAGCACUUUCUUACACCGUGAUUUUAUCAAGACAGACAAGAGAGAUAAAGACCAAAAAAGUUACUAUGACAAUCCAGACGUUUGAUACUCAGGUAGUACUUCUCUCAUACUGGUACUUAAAUAGUACUCUUUUCAUGCUGUCAUCAUUUUUUUUUGGCAUGUGGAGUUAGUUUGCAGUUUUCUUUCUUCACACGGCUGCUCUAGUUGUUCUUGAACCAAUUUCCAAAAUAGGGCUCAUCAGUUUAAAAAAGAGACUGGUUUUCAGUCAGGAAUUAGAAAGCUGGACUUGUUGCUUCUUCAGGUCAGCGGCAGUCAGCUUUUCCAGCAACGUGAGCAGAUCUUUGCCACAAACAGAACCAACAUGUCUUGCUUUAAAAAUAAUUUGGUUUCUCUGUUGAGUACAAGAUUGUAAUUAUGAUUCCUAAAGAGAGUGUGAAAGCUGUUUCCUAUGCAUGAGAUAAAGGCCGUUUUAAUGGAUUUUAGGUCUUGAUGGUGUCAGUUAAUGUUUUAAAGCUGUCCUAGACACUCCUGUGGUUUGAAGCCUCUUGGCUGUGUCUGACAAGCAGGUCCCUGGUUGGGUUAGGGCAGUGACAUGCCUUUUGUUGAAAUGACAGUCUUGGGGCAGGUGUUAUUUUAUAUACCAACUGUGAGGUACUCCAAGGUGUCAUGACUCAAAGGCCAGGCUACGCACAAGCUGGGAAACUUGGGUUCUCCAAUCUUCCAUUCAAAUUCAGCAUGCCAAAACUGGAAUGUUUUAAAGUUGCUGAGGUUUUCUGAAUAUUAACUAUCCUUCCUCCUUCCCUCCCACCUCAAGAAACCAGAAACUCCCACCUCAGAAUGACUGUGUGAUGAUCAUUUCUUAACCUAAUUUCUACAUAGGAGUAGCCAAGGUAAACAAUAGCACUCAAGAAAGAGCAGAUGGCUGCUAGCCCCAGCAGUUCAGCCUUUCUACCCUCAGGGACCAUUGCUUUUUAGGGCAAAAAACCCCCAAAACU
Molecule: messenger RNA, 4374 nt
Organism: Grus americana (Whooping crane)
Lineage: Eukaryota; Metazoa; Chordata; Aves; Gruiformes; Gruidae
Gene: LSS
Product: lanosterol synthase
Exons: 22
Coding region: 53-2251 (732 amino acids)
Biological process (GO): triterpenoid biosynthetic process; cholesterol biosynthetic process
Cellular component (GO): lipid droplet
Molecular function (GO): lanosterol synthase activity
Source: RefSeq, a predicted model, not a curated record